Leucoraja erinaceus (little skate) is the source of this 1653-nucleotide messenger RNA. It is a transcript of the gene ccn2a, whose product is annotated as cellular communication network factor 2a. The coding region runs from base 136 to 1176 and encodes 346 amino acids. Gene Ontology annotation, biological process: signal transduction; cell adhesion. Gene Ontology annotation, molecular function: heparin binding; integrin binding. The record is from RefSeq and is a predicted model, not a curated record. Gene Ontology annotation, cellular component: extracellular region; extracellular matrix. Lineage: Eukaryota; Metazoa; Chordata; Chondrichthyes; Rajiformes; Rajidae. The transcript has 5 exons.
GUCGCUUCAGCCGUACAGCACACACAAACUGAUCGAGACAGAGACAGAGAGAACAGCAAGAACAAGGCUCUGAAGACUGACCCCGUUUGCAACAGCUUGCAAGUGGAAGAAGAGAAAACUCCAGUGCGAAACAAAAUGUUUGCUGUACUGAAGAACGUUAACUUUGCACCAUUCCUACUGAUGACACUGGCUUAUUUGGCCUCUGCCGAUGAAUGCCGAGCUCCCUGCGACUGCCCGGUGCAGACACCUGUCUGCACUCCCGGAGUCUCCCUGAUCACGGACGGCUGCGGAUGUUGUAGGGUCUGCGCCAAGCAAGUGGGCGAGGUGUGCUCCCGUCGCCAGCCCUGCGAUCACCACAAGGACCUAUUCUGCGACUUCGGAUACGCCACCUACGCCACAGUCGGUGUUUGUGCAGCUAAGGAUGGAGCUCCUUGCAUGAUGGAUGGCGUUGUGUACAAGAGCGGUGAGACUUUUCAGAAUGGCUGCAAGUACAGUUGCACCUGCAUGGAUGGUUCUCUGGGCUGCAUCCCUAUCUGCAGCCCCAGCAUCCGUCUGGCCAGCCCAGAUUGUCCACUACCCAAGAAGGUCAAAGUACCUGGCAAAUGCUGUGAGGAGUGGAUCUGUGAACAACCCACUCAUGACGCUGUAUUUGGGCCUGUGCUGGCAGCUUACAGGGAAGAGGAGACCUAUGGGCCUGACCCGUCCAUGUUCCGUGCCAACUGCCUCAUGCAGACCACUGAGUGGAGUGCCUGCUCUAAAACCUGUGGGAUGGGCAUCUCAACCCGGGUAACCAAUGACAACAGAGAGUGCAGACUGGAGAAACAGUCCAGACUUUGCAUUGUCCGGCCUUGUGAAAUGAACAUAAAAGAGACCAUAAAGAGAGGUAAAAGAUGUAUCCGCACUCCAAAGGUUUACAGACCCACCAAGUUUGAAUUCUCUGGCUGUACCAGCGUGAAGUCCUACAGAACCAAAUUCUGUGGCGUCUGCACCGAUGGCCGAUGCUGCACCCCGCACAGAACCGCUACCCUACCCGUCGAGUUCAAAUGUCCUAAUGGACAGCUCAUGAAGAAGAAGAUGAUGUUCAUCAAGACCUGCGCCUGCCACUAUAACUGCCCCAUGGACAAUGACAUCUUCCAGUCCUUGUAUUACAGGAAAAUGAUGGGCGAUAUGGCCUAAACUAUGCAAUUGAUCCAAUGCCACGUAACUGGAAAGAUUUACCCUCUCGGCUGCAAAGCUCACUGCAUAAAAAAGAGGAAAACACUGACAUGGUGAUGAGAGAAUAAAAACAUGUCACAGCACUCAGCCUAGAUUUUGAAACUGCAUUGCUUGUACACUGUUAGCUGUAAUAUUGUAAAUAAUGUAUAUAUGUGUACAGUUGUCUAAGUUAAUUUAAAUGUGCCUUGUGUUGUUUGUUGGCCUUGCAAAAUGGAUAUUGAGAGGCCAUAAAGAUGAAGUGGAAACCCUUCCAUGAUCAACAGAUUUUAAAUCAAGAUUUAUUUUGAAUUAUCUUUGAUUACUGUAGUUAUAGAUUUGACAAAAUGACUGUUUGAUUAUUUUUGUUUUUGAACAGUUGUUGUAACAUUUGAGAAAUGUAACCAAAAUUUCAGUGUCUGCACUUUUCUAGUUCAGAAUAAAAUAUAUUUUUGAUACAAA